CGACUAUUUUACUCCAUCACUAAACUCCACCCAGAGAAAAAACCAACUAUGGUUUCUCCGCGCUUUCCUUUCUGGCUUCCUCAGCCCCCAAAGCCGCCCGCCCGACCCGACGUCCCCUCCCGCAAGUCUCUCUCCGCCUCAACCGUGGCGUUCACCGUCGCCGCCGGCGUAUCCGUUGCCGCCGCCGCCGCCGCAUCCCAAUACUCGAACACCCCGUUUCUCCAAGACGCCUUGAAUUUCUUGCUUUCCAAUUUAUCGCCCAACGGGAACGCCAAUCGCUCGUCCCAUCUCUGGGGCUCUCUCUCCCUAGCCGCGGAUCCGACGCCGGUAAACGAGCCGAAGACCGGCGUCUCGUUUCCGUCCGCUUUGGGAGAUUCCCGGCGACUUCUCGGAGUUGGGGUGCGGAGAAAGAGCGUGUUUGGCUUGAAAAACAUCGAUGUUUAUGCUUUCGGUGUUUAUGCUGAUACUGUUGAUAUAAAGGAAGUUCUUGGUGAGAAAUAUGGAAAAGCAUCUCCUGCGGAACUGGAUAACAAGGAGUUGAUUGAUGAUCUUAAGAAUAGUGAUGUUUGCAUGACUGUUAGACUCGAAAUAGUUUAUGGAAAAUUAAGCAUUCGUUCUGUACGUAGUGCUUUCGAAGAAUCUGUUGGAAACAGACUACAAAAGUUUGCUGGGUCAGAAUCGUCAGAUAAUAAAGAAUUGCUUCAAAGCCUGCUCAACAGGUUCACUUCAUUUUUUAAAGAUGAAUACAAGAUUCCUCGGGGAUCUAUAAUUGAUCUUUCAAGGGAACUGGGCAAUGUGGUUCGCACAACAAUUGAUGGAAAGGAGGUGGGAAGUAUCCAGAGCAAACUUCUCGGUCGGUCAAUUUUAGAUCUGUACAUGGGUGAUGAUCCAUUUGACCAAAAAGCUAAAGAAGAGAUUGAGCGAAACCUGGCUUCUCUAUUCCAGCAGUAGAUAUUUCGUUCUUCAAAACCUACAGAAUAAUGUCCAAUGAGAAAUUGCCCUUCCCACUCGGCAUUGAAGAAUUUACCUAGCCAGUUAGAGAGUAUUGAGUAAUUUUAAACCGUAUGUGGGAUGGGAAUCCUUCUGGAGUGUUGUUACGGAAAUGUGCUAUGCGACUCUUUCCUUCAUAUAGUAUGGUGGAGGUUUGCUUCUUAUUCAUGCAUCUAUUUCUCUUGAAUCAGUAUUUAAGCUUCUUAUCGAAACAUUAUGUGUGUUUCCCUCGUUAUCAAUGAGGAGUUGUCUACGGUGCUGUUAGCAUUUCCUCUUC
Rhododendron vialii is the source of this 1267-nucleotide messenger RNA. RefSeq names its product fatty-acid-binding protein 1. The transcript has 4 exons. Bases 49 to 951 code for a protein of 300 amino acids. Lineage: Eukaryota; Viridiplantae; Streptophyta; Magnoliopsida; Ericales; Ericaceae. Gene Ontology annotation, molecular function: intramolecular lyase activity. The record is from RefSeq and is a predicted model, not a curated record.